CCUAAACUGGCUUCACUUGCUUUAUCCAAUCAAUGAAUUUAAAAUUAAGAUUCAUGUUUUGGUUCGGUUGAAUCAAUCAUUAAUUGUUUUAACGGCCAAGAAAGGAAAAGUUUUAUCAAGAAACUCAGAUACGACUCGAAUCGUUCAGAGAUGGCUUCUUCAAAGCGUUCAUGGUCAUUGUCGUCGCUGCCACUCGUUCUGAUAGAAGAAAUAUUUCACAGGACUCCAGCAGAAUCUCUAGCCCGAUCAAAACCGGCAUGCAAGGAAUGGUACGAUCUCAUCACCAACAACAAGAGGUUCCGCUACGAACACUUCCGUCGCUCCCCGCAACGAACCGAUGAGAGACGUUUCCUAAGAAUCGACGAGACGGUGCAAAUCAUGGAUCCAGUGAGAAGAACACGCUCAUCAGAGACACGAAUCCCAUACGAGCUCCAAACUCGACAUUACAUCAAAGCUAUGGUUCACUGCGACGGACUCAUGCUGUGCAUGUGUCGCGACAUGGAAUCGAGAAUCGCUCUUUGGAACCCCCUCACGAGGGAUAUCAAAUGGAUCCGUCCCUCGAAGCGUUUCACGACUUCUGAUUACUACGGGAUUGGUUACAACAAGUAUCAAGAAGAUGAUUACAAGAUCCUGAGGUUUUCUAAUGAUCAAUCUUGGAAUCGUCAUCAUUAUCACCGUGAAGCAGACGUUGAGAUUUAUUACUGCAAGACGAGUUCUUGGAGAACUCUUGAUGAUGCCAAGGUUGACUGGUCUGUAGAUAGUCCGUGCCGAGGUGUGGCUGUCACGGGGAACAUGUAUUGGCUUGCUCGAAGGAUGGGUGAGGAGAUGAAUCUCGAAUACUAUAUUCUAGGUUUCGAUUUCUCGGUUGAAACGUUCAAGGACGUAUGCUUCUGUCCUCCUGCUUAUUACGACAACAACUACUUGAGCUGUUUCGAUGGAGAUAGAUUGUCUUUGAUACAACAAGACCAAGACGAAAAAACAAGCCCGAUUGAGGUGUGGGUUUCAAGCAAGUUGGAUGAUGGGAAUGUCUUGUUUACCAGAUAUUUCACUGUUUCCAGCCCCGGUCUCCCGGCGUUACUGUUUGAUAGAGCUAGGGCUAGUCAUCCGGUGUACUACAUUGCCGAGAACAAACGUAUCAUCGCUUGGUGCGAGGGAGAGGUAGAGGUAGAUGAAGGUGAUAGAUUACCUGUUUGCAUCACUCUUUAUGAAAUUGAUGAGGGUGGGGUAAGUAGUCGACUUGUGACGGAAGAACACUACGAGGAUGACUAUGCUGGCACCUUUCUUUGUGGUUACUUGUACGUUCCAAGUCUAGUCCCACUUCCUGUAUAAUUAAGAGGUGGAUAAGAGAAAGAGCGUUUAGUUUCGUCUUCUAAGCUUUUAGUUUUUGUUCUUUGUUUGUUAAUCUUUUG
Raphanus sativus (radish) is the source of this 1409-nucleotide messenger RNA. RefSeq names its product putative F-box only protein 15. NCBI's taxonomy places the organism in Eukaryota, Viridiplantae, Streptophyta, Magnoliopsida, Brassicales, Brassicaceae. The record is from RefSeq and is a predicted model, not a curated record. The transcript has a single exon. Gene Ontology annotation, molecular function: protein binding. Bases 151 to 1329 code for a protein of 392 amino acids.